This is a messenger RNA of Coffea eugenioides, 3756 nucleotides long. Its product is annotated as probable boron transporter 2. Gene Ontology annotation, molecular function: solute:inorganic anion antiporter activity. The transcript is spliced from 12 exons. Lineage: Eukaryota; Viridiplantae; Streptophyta; Magnoliopsida; Gentianales; Rubiaceae. The record is from RefSeq and is a predicted model, not a curated record. Gene Ontology annotation, biological process: monoatomic ion homeostasis; monoatomic anion transport; transmembrane transport. Bases 1284 to 3449 code for a protein of 721 amino acids. Gene Ontology annotation, cellular component: plasma membrane.
UAUUGACAGCAGAAAGAAUUAUUUAUGCUCACUCACCACUCACUAUCUUUCCCUCACACCAAUCUUGCUUCUUACUUCAUCAAGAGUUAGUUAGUUCCCUGUGAAGUUCUUCCCUUCCAACGCUCUCUUUCUCUCUCUCUUUCAUGCUAUCUUCAUUUGCCUUUCUUGGUACAUUGGAAUUUGUCCUUUUCUUUGUCUCAUCAUCUCUUGUUGUAACCUGCAGAUUUCAAUAUUAAGUUCCAUCUUUCUUGAACUUCAAUUGUCUUUCUUUUUUAUUUUCUCCAAAAGGGGUCUUCUAGUAUAUAAUGUGAUUCAGAAAGUGUGUUCCUUUUGGUGGUUUUGUCUGUUCAAGUAAUGCCCAUUUGGUCUAAAUUGAUCUAGUAUCAUCAUUUUUCGAUUUUGAAUCAUGGAUUCACGUUAACUCUUUGAGAUUAUUAAGGUUCAGCCUGUGAUCUUUGGAAUGCUCAUUGGCUUGGAAGUGCUUUAAACUAGUCAAUUUCAGCUUAAAGAAAUGGGUUUUCGCUAAAUUUUUGUUGUCAAUUCUAGAGUACUAAAAACUCUUUAGAUAAGUUAAAGACCAAGUCUUGCAGCUUAAGUUGUUCUGACCAUGUAACUGAACAUAGGCAUCAGCAAGAUUUUGUUGUUGUUUUUGUUAUCCUAUUGUAUCUUUGAUUAGUUCAAUGAAAAGGAGGACUUUCUGGAUUAAUAUGUAACAAAGGUGUUAAGUUGAUGGAUCUGAGCUUUAUAAAAGUCAAUCAUAGUUGAGAUCUCAGAAGAUGGAGAGAGUCUGUCUAUAUCGUUAGUAAGCCUUGAUCUGUGCUCAAUGGGGAUUCCGUUUCGCUAGACUUGUGUUGAAUGUUACUGGAAUUCAAAAUUGUCCAGAGAAUAUUGGCUAGUUAGAUUAGGAAUUCUAUCUGCCUUAGUAUUGAUAGAGUAACCAAUUCUUUUCUUCUUUAAAUCAGUUAACAGAACUCCAUUCUUUGUAAGUUAGGUAGGAUGUAAAGUCCCUCAACAUUGGCUGUUUAUCAUGAACCUCAAUGAAGGUCAAGUAUACCUGAAAACAUGAUUAGUUUGAACAUUGAUGAUCAAAUAGACAAAUGAUCAAAUAGACAAAUAGCUAUUGUCUUCCUGCCCAAACUUUUGCUUUCCUGUUCUAUAUAAAUAAAGCUGUGGUGACAUUAGCCUCUCGAGUCCAAAGUUCAGUGUCUCUUGGAUUAUCCCUUUGUGAAGAAAAGAAAAAGUAAAUAAAUAAACCUGCUGAUUUGCAUACUUAUCGAGUUAUCAUGGAAGAAACAUUUGUUCCUUUCCGUGGAAUCAAGAAUGAUCUUAAAGGAAGGCUUCUUUGCUACAAGCAAGACUGGAAGGGUGGAAUUCGCGCAGGCAUAAGGAUCCUUGCUCCAACUACAUAUAUAUUUUUUGCAUCAGCUAUUCCAGUUAUAUCUUUCGGGGAGCAAUUGGAAAGGAAUACCAAUGGAACCUUAACUGCAGUUCAAACUCUUGCAUCAACGGCACUUUGUGGAGUGGUCCACUCAAUCGUUGGUGGACAACCACUCCUGAUACUUGGUGUAGCUGAGCCAACUGUUUUGAUGUACACGUUUAUGUUCGACUUUGCAAAAGAUCGAAAGGAUUUGGGACAGAAGCUCUUCUUAGCCUGGACUGGAUGGGUAUGCGUGUGGACAGCCCUUUUGCUUUUCUUGCUGGCCAUUUUGGGUGCUUGCUCUAUCAUAAAUAGAUUUACACGCUUGGCUGGUGAAUUGUUUGGCCUUCUAAUUGCAAUGCUCUUCAUGCAGCAGGCUAUUCGGGGAGUUGUGGAGGAGUUUGGGGUGCCAGAAAGAGAAAAUCCAAAACAAACUGCACUCCUACCUUCGUGGCGGUUUGGAAAUGGAAUGUUUGCUUUGGUUCUGUCAUUUGGACUACUGCUUACUGCAUUGAGGAGCCGUAAAGCCAGAUCCUGGCGGUAUGGGACAGGCUCACUGCGCGGAUUCAUAGCUGACUAUGGCGUUCCAUUUAUGGUGCUUGUAUGGACUGCUAUUUCCUAUAUUCCAGUAAAUAGUGUUCCACGAGGAAUACCGAGGCGGCUUUUUAGUCCAAAUCCAUGGUCUCCUGGUGCAUAUUCAAAUUGGACAGUUAUCAAGGACAUGGUGCAUGUUCCUCCACUGUAUAUUGUUGGAGCAAUUAUUCCUGCCACAAUGAUUGCCGUGCUUUACUAUUUUGAUCACAGUGUGGCAUCUCAACUUGCCCAACAAAAGGAGUUCAAUCUAAAGAAGCCUGCUGCCUACCACUAUGAUCUUCUUUUGUUGGGUUUCUUGGUCAUAGUCUGUGGUCUAAUCGGCAUCCCUCCUUCCAAUGGUGUCAUUCCACAAUCUCCUAUGCAUACCAAAAGCUUGGCAACUCUGAAACAUCAGCUUCUACGCAAUAAACUCGCAUCAACUGCUCGAAAAAGCAUACGCAGAAAUGCAAACCUUGGCCAGCUCUAUGAUAGCAUGCGAGAAGCUUACAAUGAAAUGCAAACCCCACUUGUCUUCCAAACUCCACCAGCUUUGGGACUAAAGGAGCUGAAAGACUCCACGAUUCAACGAGCCUCAAGUACAGGUUAUAUUGAUGCACCCGUUGAUGAGACUGUUUUUGAUGUGGAUAAGGAUGUUGAUGAUCUUUUACCCGUGGAAGUCAAAGAACAGCGUCUCAGCAAUCUACUUCAAGCUUUAAUGGCUGGUGGUUGUGUUGCUGCUAUGCCUCUGUUGAAAAAGAUUCCCACUUCGGUUCUCUGGGGAUACUUUGCUUUCAUGGCAAUUGAAAGCUUGCCUGGCAACCAAUUUUGGGAGAGGAUAUUACUCCUUUUCACUGCUCCAACUAGAAAAUAUAAGGUGCUGGAGAAAUAUCAUGCAACAUUUGUUGAGACAGUUCCUUUCAGGACAAUUGCCAGCUUCACUGUCUUUCAAACAGUCUACUUGCUUUUAUGCUUUGGCUUAACAUGGAUACCAAUAGCUGGUGUCCUUUUCCCAUUAUUAAUCAUGCUUCUUGUCCCCGUACGGCAGUAUAUACUUCCCAAGUUUUUCAAAGGAGCCCAUCUACAGGACUUAGAUGCUGCAGAAUAUGAGGAAGCCCCUGCAAUACCUUUUAAUAUAUCUUAUGAAGGGCAAGAAGGUCAAGCAAGGACUACCCACAUUAACAGCGGCGAAAUACUUGAUGAAAUUGUCACAAGAAGCCGUGGUGAGAUCCGGCGUGCAUCUAGCCCAAGGGUAAAUAGUUCAACUCCAACUUCAGCAGAAGACAUAAGGACAGUGUACAGCCCGCGGGGAUUGUUGCAUAGGGCACAUAGCCCCCGGGUGGAUGAGCUAAGGGCAGAAAGAAGUCCAAGAAUGCCUGGAAAAGGACUUGAAAUAAGGCAAACACCCAGUCCCCGUCCAUCUAUACUUGGUCACGGCAGUACUGGUUCCUCUUCUACCUAGUAUAUUAGCUAUUAUUCUGGUGAGUUGGUGUCACCUGUCAUUCUUGAAAGGUCUUCAUAGAGUCAUAAGUGGUGCUUGAGAGGUCUCCUGAGAAGGUCGUAUGGUACAAUACAUGAGUUUCUGUUGCUAACUUGUGAGAAGCGUGUUUGAUGUUUUUCAGGUUCUGCUUUUUUCUUUUUCGUGUAUGUUUGGGCAGUCGGCAAAGCUAUGUUAAUGAUGAUAUAUUUAUUCAAUUUUGGUCUGUUUACCUAUAAUUCUUUUGCUCUUUUGGUUCAGUCUCAAGUUGCAAUAUAUCUGGUUCAGUAAA